AUGGCGUCCAAUUACCUCUUACAAGCGGUAGAGUGCCCCAUCCGACUGUUCGCUUUCGCUCUUCUCCUCUGUGUUGAGCCUUCGACCCCUACGCGGCUGCGCCGCACUGUGCCGCUGUGGCAGAGAUCGACUUCCUGCAUGCCUAAGGUAUCGAAUCAAGCAAAUUACGCCUUUUUCUACACCGCUCAGCCAAUUACGCCGCUCAGCCCUACUGAAGGACGGUUAUCGCCCCAGGGUCGUUCCGCAUCCCCAAGCGAUCAGCCUUCACUACAACGCCGAGUUCAGUUUGUACACCGAGUUCUGCCGCCGCUGACGCCUCGGAAGGAAGACUGGAUUGUCACACCCGUUCCCGCAAUCUUCACGGCUGCUAUGCUGCAUGGCUUUAGCCCCAGCUCUCCUCCAUGCCGCAAGCUCAUAUCCUCCAGAUGUGGUAAAUGCGACUUCAGUUCACCGCAUCCGUUAUCAUUGCGCUACGAUUGA
Lindgomyces ingoldianus is the source of this 480-nucleotide messenger RNA. RefSeq lists its product as uncharacterized. Lineage: Eukaryota; Fungi; Ascomycota; Dothideomycetes; Pleosporales; Lindgomycetaceae. The transcript has 4 exons. The coding region runs from base 1 to 480 and encodes 159 amino acids. The record is from RefSeq and is a predicted model, not a curated record.